AUGGGUUGGCAGGAGGUUAAAUUCUUAACUGAAGGCGAGGGCGUGUUCUAUUUUCCUCAAGGACAUAUUGAGCAGGACAAUGGAAGAGGAAUGCCACAUGAUGAUAUUCCCAAUAUGUUUGGACGAGUUUUGUCUGGGACAAAAUAUGGCUUGAAGCAGACACGCGGAAAGUUUGGACUUGGUGCAAAGAUGGCAUUAAUUUGGUCCAAGAUGAGUACAGGGCUUCCUAUUGACAUUUCAUCAUCAAUGAAGGCCCAAAAUUAUAGUUCAUUCUGCAAGCUUGAUAUAGACAUUCAUCGGUAUGAUUUAUAUAAGGCAUAACUUAUAAUCCUAUGACUAUUGUUACAUUGUGAAUGUGCAUAGUUGUAAGUCUCCUGUUUAAUUUUGUUGUACUUUUCGUUUCUUUCUUUCUAGUUUAUAAAUGGAGCUUCUUUCAAUCAUUAGGAACAUUCCUCACAUUCACUUACAUGAAAAACGGGACAAUAAGGAACGAUGGCAUGGAGCUAAAAUCCAAGUU
Messenger RNA from Camellia sinensis, 517 nucleotides. The record is from RefSeq and is a predicted model, not a curated record. Lineage: Eukaryota; Viridiplantae; Streptophyta; Magnoliopsida; Ericales; Theaceae.